Messenger RNA from Hydra vulgaris (swiftwater hydra), 1955 nucleotides. Lineage: Eukaryota; Metazoa; Cnidaria; Hydrozoa; Anthoathecata; Hydridae. The record is from RefSeq and is a predicted model, not a curated record.
AUUUUUCAUUUUUAAGAUGAUUUAGACAAAAUGAUUUUUAUUCUAUGAUGAGUUUAUUGAGUGAUGAAGUUAAUUUCUUGGUGUAUCGUUACUUACUAGAGUCUGGCUAUCAACAUUCUGCAUUUUUAUUUGCUUUGGAAAGCCAUGUAGCACAAUCCAACAUCAAUGGGUCACUUGUACCUUCUGGAGCUCUAGUGAGUGUCAUACAAAAAGGAAUACAAUUUAUUGAAGGAGAGUUAUGCAUCAAUGAUGAUGGAAGUUUUAUAGAAAAUUUGAAUGCUCUUGAAAGUCUUCCACUUAUUGAUGCUGUUAUUCCAGAAGUUCUUGCUGAACGUGCAGAAACUCUUUAUAGAUUAGUAACUCAAAAACAUGAAAGUGCUUUAUCACCUACCAAAUUGUUCAAUAACACUCAUGAAAUUGGUAUUGAAGAAGAUAUUGUACUACGAGGUCAUAAAGCUGAAUUCUGCUGAUGGAAUGGUUGGGUUGUGGCACUUAGACUCAGAUAGAAUGAUUGCUCUUGAUCAUGUUGGUCAAUCAAGAAAAAAUUCUUCAACUGAUAUAACUUGCUUAGUUUGGCAUCCAGAAGGUCAUGUGCUUGCAACUGCCGCAUCUGAUUUUAUAACACGAAUUUGGGAUGUAGAAGGCAAUUUACUGACUGCAUUAACUGGUCAUAAAGAUUUAAUUUUAUCUUUAAAUUGGAACAAAAAAGGACAAUUUUUAUUAAGUGCUGGUUUAGACAAGAAAUGCAUUAUAUGGGAUGGAGAAAAGUUUGAAAAAGUUGUUGAACUUUUUUGUCAUACAGGUCCAGUUGUUGAUGCAGAUUGGAAAGACGAUUUUACGUUUGCAAGUUGUUCAACAGAUAGAAGUGUUUGUGUUUCAACUAUUCAUGACAGUAAACCAUUGAAGAUUUUUUUAGGACAUAAGGAUGUGGUUAAUUGUGUACAAUGGGAUCCUACAUCAUCAUUAUUAGCAACUUGUGCUGAUGAUAAAUCUGUCAAGCUUUGGAGUAUGAAACAAGAUGAUGCUGUUGCUAGUUUAUCUGGUCAUACAAAAGAAGUUACUCUUGUAAAAUGGGCCUCCUCUAGGCUUUUAGGGAGUGCAAGUUAUGAUCAAAGUAUUCGAAUAUGGAAUGUAGAAAGUUUAACCUGUUUAUAUGAAUUCAACAGACACUAUGAACCAGUGAACUCAAUUUCUUUUGAUCCAACUGGGCGUUAUCUAGUAUCAGCUGCUUUAGAUGGCCUUCUAAAUAUUUGGGAAUUAGAGAAAGGAGAAUGCAUUCAAUCUCAGCGGAGUAAUAGCGGAAUCUUCGAAGUACAAUGGAGUAAAAAUGCUUUCUACAUUAGUGUUUGCCAGUCAGAUAAAACGAUCAAAAUAUUAGAUACUCGAAAACUACUAUAACGAUUUUGACAAGUCAAAGAAUGAUUCAUCUUUUUCACCAACGUUACUAUUUAUUUAGCGGCAUGAUCAAAAUUUUGAAUAAAAUUUUGUAACAAUAACGACGCUAGAACUAUGUUAGUAUCGAUACAUCUAGAAGUAUGUUAGCAUCGAUACAUCUAGAAGUAUGUUAGUAUCGAUAUAUCUAAAAGUAUGUUAGAAUCGGUUUUAUAUUGAGACUGAAAACGCGUAUUGCCGUAUAAUGUAGAAUGUGCAAGUAUAAUACUAUCGUAUACUAAUAUAUCGCAUGGAUUCAACGUAUAUGUUAGAAGAAACCUUUUAGGAUUUUUAUUCUGUUUUUAAUUCUAUUUUUGUUCUGUUAUAAAUAUUGCAAAAUUUAUUUAUUAUGAAGAUUUUUGGUUUACGUGGAUGCAAAUCACGUUUUUAUUGCAUCUUAUACAGAAUAUGAUUUCUUAGUCAACAUUUGUGAAUGGCAAUUGGCUGUAGCUUUUAUAUAGAGGAAUAUAUUGUAAUAUGAAAACUAAAGUUUAUGCUGCAAUUUAAAGUUGACCACAACCCUA